Messenger RNA from Halichondria panicea, 1401 nucleotides. RefSeq lists its product as uncharacterized. Lineage: Eukaryota; Metazoa; Porifera; Demospongiae; Suberitida; Halichondriidae. The record is from RefSeq and is a predicted model, not a curated record. Bases 240 to 1271 code for a protein of 343 amino acids. The transcript has a single exon.
ACAAUUUAAGCUCACGAUCACUCACUCUGGAAGAACACAAUUUACUCUCUAAAGGACUCUCCUUCGCCCCGACACCGACACUAGACACCACGGAACAAUAUUUACAAUUACUAAGAAACUUUAACGAUUUUGCACGAUCCCUCAGAUCAAUAUACACCCACGCAACUCACAAAUCUGACAAAAGACCUUCUGAUAUACCACAACCAGAACACACCGACAGAUCCUUUCUCUACAGACGAAUGAAGUUCCUCCCCAAAUCCAACUACGUAACAUACACACAACAUUACUCUGGAAAACCAACACUAGAAGCAUAUAUAGACCAAACUAAGACAGACCUGAACGAAAACCUACCAACUAUCUACAAACAAAGAAAACCCAACCUCACCAAACAAGUACGUCAUGCCAAGGCAAACCUAAAAAAACAACGAACAAUUAUCACAAUAAAACCAGCGGACAAAAACCUUGGUAUAGUAAUAAUGGACACAGACGACUACUUACACCAAUGCUCCACUCUACUAGCUGACAAGACCACAUACAGACUCGCGCAAGAAUAUCCUACUACAGACAUACAACGGAAACUACAGAACACUAUUUCCUCUUUCGCACCACAAAUCAAAUCAUUGCACAAAGACCUAUACAACACCCUAGUCCCUAACAUCAAACACACACAACCUCCUAAGUUCUAUGGAAUCCCUAAAAUACACAAGCAAUUUACAACACUACCCCCUGUACGGCCAAUCGUCUCACACUCCAACUCGAUUUUAUCCCCCUCUGCUUCUUUUAUAGAUCACAUAUUACAACCCAUCGCACGACACUAUCCAGAUUACCUGCACAAUUCUACGCUCCUGCAAAAAACACUUCAAGAUUUACAUGUACCUGAUGACGCCAUACUAGUCACCAUCGACGUAGAAAGCCUCUACCCCUCCAUACCACAGACAGAAUGCAUCAACAUAAUAUACAACGAAAUGCACAAACACAAAGAACUAUUACUCUGUGACCCCAACCUCAUCAUAAGACUACUUCACACACACAUCAACUAUAACUAUUUCGAAUUCUCUACACUAAUACUCCAGCAGACCAAAGGCACAGCCAUGGGAGCUUCAUUCUCUCCAACAAUCGCCAACAUAUUUCUCUCAGUUACACUCGACCUUUUCCUACGAACACAACAAUCUAAACCUCUCCUACUAAAACGAUACAUAGACGACAUACUCCUCAUCUGGCCCCACUCUUUAGACAAAUUGAAUGCAUUCCUCACCGCACUUAGCACUUAACACAUUCCACCCAUCACUGCACUUCACUCACAAUUACUCUAGCACAGAAAUCGACUUUCUAGACAUCACUAUUUUCAAACACCACACUUUUUUUGAUACCAACAUACUAGACACGAAAACAUUUCAAAAA